Candida tropicalis MYA-3404 is the source of this 2514-nucleotide messenger RNA. It is a transcript of the gene RTT101, whose product is annotated as cullin. Lineage: Eukaryota; Fungi; Ascomycota; Pichiomycetes; Serinales; Debaryomycetaceae. The coding region runs from base 1 to 2514 and encodes 837 amino acids. Gene Ontology annotation, cellular component: SCF ubiquitin ligase complex. The transcript has a single exon. The record is from RefSeq and is a predicted model, not a curated record. Gene Ontology annotation, biological process: SCF-dependent proteasomal ubiquitin-dependent protein catabolic process; protein ubiquitination. Gene Ontology annotation, molecular function: ubiquitin protein ligase binding.
AUGUCAAACUCAAGGAGCAACAAUAAUCAAGAGGUGAUAGCAGAUAUGCUUGAGUUAAACAAUACGAAUAGUAAUACCCUAUCUACAGUUGCUAGCGUCAAUUCCACCACACCCGCUCCACCAGAACGCUCAAUGUCUCAUUUAACGUCAAAUACACCAUCUCCCCGAUUAUAUCAUCGUUCUGUUGAAGAUAGUUUGGAACCACAAGAAAGCAAGAGGAAGAAAUUGAACUAUCCAGCUUUAUCUGAAACACAUCAUAUAGACUCGUCAGAAGAAAUCAAAGUAUUGAAUAGACUUGCAUUGUCAACUAUCGAUGCUGUGUUGAAUGAUUUGCCAUUAGAACAUUCAAUUGCAUAUCUUUCUAAUCAAUUUAUGAAGUUAUGUAAAUCCAAACAUCUUCAACAAAAUCAUUUGGUAAAUCAAAUUAAUGAUAAACUACAGGAGGAUUUUUCUACCAGAGUCAAACCUCAAAUAGAAGAGUUUUUGGAAACCAUCCAGGAUCCUCUUGAAUUUUGUGAGAAAUUCUUGGAUUUAUUUGAUAAUUGGUACCGACGUGUGGUGACAUUAAAUAAGGUGUUUAUAUAUUUGGAUACAAAUUACUUGGCUGUUCACAGCACCAGAAUUCCACUUCUACAAUCUGCCAUUAAAAUGUUCAGUGAUUAUACAAUUGGAGAAGAUGCAAACAUCUCCACCCAUUUAAAGGAACAAUUUAAUGAUUUAUUACUGAAAUGGAGAGAAUCCAUUAUACUCAAAGAGGAUGGUAUGAACAUCGAUGAUCAUUUGUAUAACAUGGGUGUUAAAUUUACCAAGUUGAUGUAUCAAUGCCAUACUUCGUUUGUUAAGGAGUUUGAACUUGAAGUAAUUGAAUCAGUCGUUAAUCAUUAUAGAACUUUACGCCAAACCUGGUUAGUUGGAAACAAGACAUCAAUUAACUAUAUUCAACAGGUGUUUAAAGCAAUGAAUGAAAAUAUAAGAUUUUUCAGUGUCUCAGUUGAUAGGGAUUACUUUAUUAAGAUUUUAUUUACCAAGCUUCGUUGGGUAUUGAUUUUCGAGAAUUUUAAUGACUUGAUAUCCAAGACAAUCGAUUAUUUGAUUAGUAACCCUAAAAGUUUGCUGAUUAUAUAUGGAUAUUGUCAACAUACAGAAGAAGAUUAUGGUUUGAAUGCAAUGAACACAUUUGCCUAUCAAUGGGAAAUAUAUACCAAAUCAAGUUUCCAAGAUAUAAUUGGUAAUCAUCUCAAAAAGAAAACAACAGGAUACACUGUCAUCCAUGAUUUGGUAAGCAAGUUUAAGUUUUUUGAAAACAUAGUUGAACAGAAUUUCAUGAAUGAUCAAAUUGGGUUUAAGCUACGUAGUUCAUUGACGAAAUCGGUUAAUUUCCUGUCUAACUAUAAAUCAUUUAUAAUAUACCAAUUGGCAAAAUAUUGUGAUAGUUACUUUCGUCAGAAAUUAAACACCUCAUAUGAAGGUUUUGAAGAAAGCUUCUUAAUUGUGUUAAAAGCAAUUGGAGAGAAACUGGAUCUUGUGGAUAUCUAUAAAAGAGAUGUUUCCAAGAGAAUGUUGUUUAGUUCAAGAUUCAAUGAAGGCGAUGAAUUUAAAUUAGUGACCAAAUUGAUUGAAUAUCUUGGACCUACUGAUGAAUCACAUAGUUUAACUGUUAUGUUCAAUGAUUUUCUCAAAUCUUCCUCGAAGUAUUCCAAUCUUGUUGAUAUUCCUAAAACAAAUGGACUUUUAUCAGAUUCAUUUAAAUUUGAGCCAUUAAUAUUGACGAAGAAAGAAUGGCCCGAUAUCCCUAAUAAUGAGGAUUUGAGUGAAUUCAAAUUGCAUCAUAUAUUACAGGCACUCCUCGAUAACUUGACGACGAAAUAUCAUGGUAUAGAUUCUAAUUUCAGUGUGAGACAAUUGGAUUGGUCAAAUUAUAAAUUACACCAGGUUACAAUUUCUGCCACUUUUAAGCAGGGCGUGAAGGAAAUAACUGGGAAUUUGUUGCAAAUACUGGUUAUUUUGCUUUUUGAUGAAGACAACAAUGGUUAUACUAUUGAUCAAAUUGAAGAAUUGACGGGUCUCAAUUUGGGUUUUCUUUUAAAACUUCUCAAUUCAAUCACUACGGAGAAAUAUAAAAUCUUAUUAUUAAAAGAUGGCAAGUAUUAUUUUAAUGACAAUUUCAUUGACAAGUCAAAGAGUAUCAAGUUACCGAUGAUUAGAGAAACAACUUCUAAAGGCGAACAACAACAACAACAACAAAGAAACCAAGAAGAAUAUCAAGAGCAGCAACAAUUAGCAGCUACUAUACAAGCUAAUAGAGACGAAGAAUUCAAGAGUUGUAUUGUAAAGUUAAUGAAACAAGAGAAACAAUUGGAUAUACACGAUUUGUUGAAUCGAUCGAUCACCUUUUUACAAAAGAAACAAUCUGUUGAUUUUUCUAGAUUAAAAGUAAUCAUCGAGAAACUCAUUGAAACGGAAUAUCUUAAACGUGAUGAUAAUGACAAAAAUGUACUUGUUUAUAUUCCAUAA